CAUUUAUAAGAAACCCUUGUUGAGUCUUGGAAGUUGGAACCUCUCUGUAUAUUGCAUGCCUAUUUACUAAUUUCUUUCUUGUCGUCAGAAAGCUGUAUAGGUUGAUUAAUUGAAUUGCAGUAUGAGCAGCAGCUCCUAUCUGUGUGGCUAUGGCUACGGGGCAUUUCUUUUCCUAAUCGCAUUGUUAAGUUCCAUAGCUCAAAGUCAGGGAGUGAUCAUCAACAGUACUACUAGUGCGUCAAGCUUGCCAUCGAGUGUUAGAAGAGACUCCACUACCGCUGAAGGAAAACAAUGGGCCGUUUUGGUUGCCGGAUCGGCUGGUUAUGAAAAUUAUCGGCAUCAGGCUGAUGUAUGCCAUGCAUACCAAAUACUGAAGAAAGGUGGGUUGAAAGAUGAAAACAUCAUUGUUUUCAUGUAUGACGACAUUGCGUUCCAUGUUGAUAAUCCCCGGCCCGGCAUCAUCAUCAACAAACCUUUUGGCCAUGAUGUUUAUGCAGGAGUCCCCAAGGAUUAUACUGGAGAUAACUGUACAGUGGACAACUUAUUUGCUGUACUUCUGGGAAACAAAUCUGCUCUUACUGGAGGGAGUGGCAAGGUUGUGGAUAGUGGUCCAAAUGACAACAUUUUCAUAUACUAUGCUGAUCAUGGUGCUCCAGGUUUAGUCGGUAUGCCUACUGGGAAAGACCUGUAUGCCAAAGACCUCAUACAAGUGUUGAAGAAGCAGCAGGAAGCUAAUUCGUAUAAAAGCAUGGUAUUCUACCUUGAAGCUUGUGAGUCUGGGAGUAUGUUCGAAGGUCUUCUUCCAAGUAACUGGAGCAUAUACGCAAUUACUGCUGCAAAUGGAGAGGAGAGUAGCUAUGGAAUAUAUUGCCCAGGAUACUACCCUGAUCCUCCCUCAGAAUUUCUUACUUGCUUGGGAGAUGUAUUUAGCAUUUCUUGGAUGGAGGAUAGUGAUUUGCACGACAUGAGCCAGGAAACUCUGCAGCAGCAAUAUGAAGUGGUUCGGAGAAGGACAGGAUUUGAUUAUGAAGCUACGUCUCAUGUCAUGCAAUAUGGAAACAUGGAGCUUAGUAAGGAGCUGCUCUCUUCUUACUUGGGCACGAACGCUGCAAACGAUAACUACGCUACCAACUUUAAUAUCGAAGAAUACCCUUCUAUGAUCCCAAGAGCUUUUGACCAACGCGAAGCCACUCUUCUUCAUUUCUGGCACAAGUAUCAAGAAGCCCCCGAUGGAUCUGAUAAGAAGGCCGAGGCUCACAAGGACCUACUUCGCAUGCAUUCUCAUAUAAGGCAUGUGGAUCGUAGCCUAAGCCAUAUUGCUUCAACUCUGCUUGGGGAUGAAAACGCAGCAAAUGCACUGAAGCAUGUUAGACCCUCUGGGCAACCUCUUGUUGAUGACUGGGAUUGCUUGAAGGGCCUUGUGAAAGCUUAUGAGAAGCAGUGUGGAGGUCUGUCAUGGUAUGGAAAGAAGUACACAAGAGUGAUAGCAAACAUGUGCAAUGCUGGGAUAAAUGUGGAGCAAAUGAUCGGUGCAUCCACCAGAGCAUGCUCAUCACGGACCGCCACCACCACUCCUCCUAGAGGCUCCCUUCAUAACGAAUUUGACAAAUAGAUAGAAAGUAGUACGCUAGUAUAUGAAUGUUUAAAAUGAAGCUCUCUGGUCUCUCUACAGAUACAUAGUCACGGUGAUCAAGCAUAAUGUUGAUCUUCCAUAUAAAUAAUUAUAACAAAUGAAGGAUGUGAUUUACUAAUUAUUUCCGUGCUGAGUGUUUUUAUAAUUGCCAUGUUU
This is a messenger RNA of Populus euphratica (Euphrates poplar), 1789 nucleotides long. Its product is annotated as vacuolar-processing enzyme alpha-isozyme. The record is from RefSeq and is a predicted model, not a curated record. Gene Ontology annotation, molecular function: cysteine-type endopeptidase activity. The transcript has 10 exons. Gene Ontology annotation, biological process: vacuolar protein processing. The coding region runs from base 122 to 1612 and encodes 496 amino acids. NCBI's taxonomy places the organism in Eukaryota, Viridiplantae, Streptophyta, Magnoliopsida, Malpighiales, Salicaceae.